UUUUUUUUUAAGCAUGUUUUCAGCGCCCUGACGAUAACAAACUGUCUACUACGAGUGCUUGAAAAAAAAAAAAUCGCGAUUGUCAUUAAUCCGAUUCUAAAUCGAUUCAUAAUUUUCGACAAGCCGUUGAAAAUAACUAAUACUACAUUUUUUUUGGUGCGUGUUUUAUUAAUCUAUUUUUGAAAAUGAAACUAUUAUUGAUUUUUUUAUUUUUAUUAUUGAUACUGUUAUUUUUAUUAAUUUUGGGUUUUCCUUUAUUUUAGUAUUUGUCACGAAUUGGCAUGGCGAGGCGUUUUGUGAGCCUAAAAAUGCCAAGGCGGCACGUGAAGCGUGGCACAAACACUUAAAUCUCUUGGCGUAGCGUGAUACAAGGAAGCAAAACAAUUAACUUGCCACACGGACAGUUAGUAAGGGAACGUGAAGCGAACAUUGGUCCUGCGCUGACUGGCCGUCGAGACUGGCAUAUAAAGGGGCUUGAUUGGGAUUGGCUGCAGGUACAUGUCCUUAUCAUCAAACUGAGACCGGUGUGCACACUCAGCGCUCCUAGCAACGAGAAGAGGCCGGAGCUGUGAACAGUGGCGCCAUUGACGUGCAGCAGCAGUCCAUUCGCUCCCUGGAGGAAAGGAAGGAGCAGCAGUUUGGAAAGUUCCCAUCACUCACCUUGACUUAUGCGCUCAAAGGUGUGAGGCAACUUAGGCGCCUUUUGCUCCCUUUCCGUCCACGCACUCCAGUCCGGAGUGAAUCGGUGCUUCGGAUGCAGGCUGUAUGUUGGCUGCUAUGCCUCGGCCUGGUCGGGGUCUCCGCCGGAGCACAUCCGGACAUGGCGGCCCAAAAGUAUGGCAACCAGCGGAGUCGCAGAAAUGCGGGCGUACGCGGCCAGAGCUGGUUGGACAGCAACUGCAUGUGGCUGUCAAGGCUCAAAAACCAAAAACUGGAGGUGGUCAGUAAGCUGUCGAGGGCCGCGGAAGCUGUGAAGAAAGACCGAAGUCUUCCGGAAAUGGAGCGGGAUUUCCAGGUGUACAAGAUACAGGUUUUCCAGAAGGAGUUGAACGAGAGCGAGCAUAUGGUGUUCCAGGCGUUGCACAGCCUGCAGAGGGCGCUGCAGGGAGACUACAAGGAUGUGGUGAACAUGAAGCAGAGCAGCAGGCAGAGGCUGGAGUCACUCAGGGCCGCAGCUAUACAGGAGGAGGAGGAGUACGUUCAACUGGUGGCGGCGGAGAAACACCAACAAGAGGCUGUGAAGAGCGUGCUUGCUCGGAAUAAGACCAUGUCCAUCGUGGACGAGAUCCUGGAGGAUGUCAGGAAGGCAGCAGACCGACUAGAAGAGCAGAUUGAGGAGCAUGCUUUUGACAACAACAAGCAGAUGCACGGCGUGAACGUGGAGGCGGUGCUGAGAGUGGGGGAGGACGAGGAGGACGGAGGCAAGAGGAACAUGUCCAGUCAGAGGGAAGAGGAGGAAGACCUGGGACUGAGCAUGCUCAUCGACUCCCAGAACAACCAGUAUGUGCUGACCAAACCCAGGGACUCUACCAUGCCGAGAGCAGACCAUCACUUUAUGAAGGAUUUGGUGUCGAUGGUGAUGUUGUCCCUGCCUUGCGGUUGGCUGUGCAAUCUGGUAGGUCUUCCCCCCAUGUUUGGAUACAUCAUCUGUGGCGUCCUCCUCGGCCCAUCUGGUCUCAACAGCAUCAAGUCCAUGGUCCAAGUGGAGACCCUGGGAGAGUUAGGGGUGUUCUUCACCCUCUUCGUCGUGGGACUCGAGUUCUCACCUGAGCGCCUUCGCACGGUUUGGAAGACAUCCGUUCAGGGCUCCCUCUACUUGUGUCUGCUCAUGGUUGUUUGCGGGUUGUUAGGUGGACAAGCGCUGUGCAUCCGACCCGCCCAGACCGUCUUCAUUUCCACGUGUUUGUCCCUGUCGAGCACCCCGCUAGUGUCUCGCUUCUUAUCGGGGGCCACUAAAGGGGAAAAGGAAGGUGCUUUGCUCGAAUACCUAUGCCCUCUCCCUCCUCAAAUGGUUGUCUCUGACACCAGUGAUGAUGAAGCGCCAUCAACUUCACCUCAAGUUUUAAAGGAGGGCAAAGAUGAAGAAACCACAUGCACCUCUUCAAGGCAGCUGGAGUCCACACCACUUAUCAGUGCUGAUCUGACCAAAGGUGACCUGGAAUACAGCAGUGUACUGCUCGGGACCUUAGUGAUGCAAGACGUUCAGCUGGGCCUCUUCAUCGCUCUCAUGCCCACCAUGACCAAGGUUCAGAGUGGAGACGCAGACAGCUUCGUGUUUGGAUGUAUGCGAGUGCUGUUCCUCCUGGCCCAGAUCCUGAUGUCGCUGGCUGCUGUGCUGCUCCUCUGUGUCUUGCUCAAGUACUUUGUGGUGGGCCCCUUUUACAAGAAACUACACGCCGAGAGCAAAGGCAAAAAAGAGAUCCUGGUGCUGGGGGUAUCGGCAUUUGUUUUUUGCAUGAUAUCGGUAACAGAGUUUCUGCACGUUUCCAUGGAGUUGGGCUGUUUCCUGGCCGGAAUGUUGCUGUCCUCCCAGGGUCACCUGGUCACUACAGAGGUCUUGGGUUGCUUUGAGCCCAUCCAAGAUUUCCUCGCCAUCAUCUUCUUCGCCUCCAUCGGUCUCCACGUCUUCCCCACAUUCGUACUGUAUGAACUCACCUUCCUGGUGGCUCUGACGCUCACACUCGUCAUCCUGAAGUUCAUGAUGGCCGUGCUGGUGUUGUCUGUCAUCUUGCCGCCCAGCUCUCGUCACAUCCGCUGGGUUGUCUCAGCCGGUCUGGCGCAAGUCAGCGAGUUCUCCUUCGUCCUCAGCAGCCGUGCGCGGCGUGCCGGCAUCAUCUCCAGAGAGGUGUACCUGCUGGUUCUCAGCGUGACCACCCUCAGCUUGCUGCUGGCACCGCUCCUGUGGAGAGUGACUACGCACAGAUGGGUGUCACGAGCUGUCUUGUGAGCAGCCCCCGUUUCAGGACCACAUUUUUGUGAAGCAUCUCAGACUUGACAUACUCAGUAGGAACCUUCUUUUUGAAGUAUAUACUCUCACUGGGGCAUAUUAAUCAUAACAAUGUCAAAAGAUACUUAAAAAAGUCACAUAUUGCAGAUGAGACUAACAUUCUUUACUUGACAAAUGAGGUAGUUAAAAGCAUUUACUGUGAUUUUAUUGCAAUAACCAAACACAAAAUAAUUCCUACAGCAAGUUGAGCAUUAGACUAAUUUGAGGAGUAUGAUGUCAUUGACUUAUUUCUGAGAAUGUAUCUGUCACUCUUUGCACAGGUGUAUCCUUUACUGACACCACCCACCAUCAUUCCAUGCUCUAUGCACUCUACCAGCUUAUUUGAGCUCAAAUAUAUAU
This is a messenger RNA of Nerophis lumbriciformis (worm pipefish), 3346 nucleotides long. It is a transcript of the gene slc9d1, whose product is annotated as transmembrane and coiled-coil domains 3. Gene Ontology annotation, cellular component: membrane. The record is from RefSeq and is a predicted model, not a curated record. Gene Ontology annotation, biological process: potassium ion transmembrane transport; proton transmembrane transport. Gene Ontology annotation, molecular function: potassium:proton antiporter activity. Lineage: Eukaryota; Metazoa; Chordata; Actinopteri; Syngnathiformes; Syngnathidae.